Molecule: messenger RNA, 1753 nt
Organism: Procambarus clarkii (red swamp crayfish)
Lineage: Eukaryota; Metazoa; Arthropoda; Malacostraca; Decapoda; Cambaridae
Product: metabotropic glutamate receptor 3
Biological process (GO): regulation of synaptic transmission, glutamatergic; G protein-coupled glutamate receptor signaling pathway
Cellular component (GO): plasma membrane
Molecular function (GO): adenylate cyclase inhibiting G protein-coupled glutamate receptor activity
Source: RefSeq, a predicted model, not a curated record
UUCAUAUUGAAUAGGGUAGCAGCACAUUGCUGUGUACCUUGUGUACCUAAGCCCCUUAAAAAAAAAAAAAAAGACUUGUCACCACCUUACUGCCCUAAUUCUCUCGUUUUAUCAUUUUUUAUAAGCCUAUAAUAUAAAGCUCCAUUACUAUAUUGCAGUAGAAAUGGGUCGGCAGAUACUGAAGUGGGUAUGGGUGUGGGUGCUUGUGGUCGUGGGCGGGCGAUGGACAGCAAGUGAGUGCAUUGCUGAGGAAGGCCGGACUGUCUUCUUGAGGACAGGUGAUGCUGUCAUCACUCAGCUUUUGCCCCUCCACCAUGGACCACACUGUGACCAGCUAGGGCUUACAGAGGUGCAAGUGUUGGAGGCGACUAAGCUAGCUGUCCACCGAGUCAACCAACUGAAUCUUGUUGCUGGUGUCAAGUUAGGUGUGAGAAUAGUGGAUACCUGUGGUGAUCCAAGCCUCUCUGCCCGGUUAGCUCUGGCUGCCUGGACCACUGAUGCCUAUAAUUGUCCCCAGCCUGUGCUCACCCUCGGGUUCCUAGGCCCAGAAGAUGAAGCAUCGGCAUCAGCAAUAGGCACCAUAACCCAGUCUCUGGGUGCACCUGUCAUGUCCUACAGUCCCCGCACAGCAUCUGCCACUCAUACAUUCAACUUCAUUACUUCUGCACCACAUCGCUCUGCUCAGGCGGCAGUCCAUGUGCUGAGUGGGGCAGGUGUGGAUGCCAUCAGCAUCGUCCACACAACAGACACGGAAGGUCAAGCUCUGCUCGAUCAUUUAAUCGUAGCAUCUGAGUAUGCUUAUAUUUGUGUGGAGAUGGUGCUGGAAGAUGGGGAUGCUGUGGGACUGGCAGAGGUGCUUCGUGGGGGACCUGGCACAUUGGUUAUCUUGGGCAGCAGGCAUAGGGUCCAGAGCCUGGCUCGUGCACUUGGAGGUGACCAAAGCCCCAUCGAUUUACUCUUGUUAGUAGAUAGUGGAGGGCCUUUUCCUCAGGUUGAGCUGGCUGGCAUGGAAACACCUGCAAUUAUUCUGCAGCGCACUGUACCCCGCAUCCCAGAACUCGAUUCUUUCUUCAAGCGUAACUUGGAAGUAAAUGAUGAACCACUUCGGCAGUAUCUGGCCACCCUCUCUGAGUGUAAAUCCUGUGAAGAAGCAAGCUUUGCCUAUGACACUGCUGCUAUCUCUGCUAUUGCUGGAGUAUUAGCAUAUGCUGAGGCACUAAGGGAGGUGCAAGUAACACAUUGCAGUGGUGAGACUGGUUUGUGUCAAGGUAUUAGAGCUCUAGCAACUUCUGACUGGAAUGACUUAUUGGCUUCAAAGUCUCUGCAUACAACAGCACUAGCAGCCUUCCCCAGCUUGCCUCAUGUCAACCUCGAACCUGGUAUUGAGGAUGAGCCAUGCUACACUGUCAUACUAAUGGCGAAUGGUACCCUCACAAAGGUGGGCCAAGCAGACGAGUCUUCGGCAGUGCUGGGAAGACUGGUAGUGCCAGAUCUCAGGUGUGGGGCUCACUGUCCCUGUUCCAUUCUCAUCCCACCCUUGAUGCUGCCACCUGCUAGCAACAUCACACAGUCGUCAGGGUUUGAUGUCAUGGGUGGUGCCAAGUGGUGGAACUGGGAAGUGCCUAACCUGAAGAAGAUGAGCAAGAGGGAAUUAAUAGUCUAUUUCGCUGCUUUCCUCAUGCUCAACAUAAUUUUCUUCUCCUCCUGCGUAGCCUGCCUUGUUAGCAUGAACAAGUCCUCAAGACAACAAUAG